AUGGCUACUAGAAAGCCCCAGCCGCAGCUCAAUAUACAUUGGACUAACAUAGUGUCUGGCAGAGGUAUAUCGCAACAACAUACGCGCCCGCGGACACCGCCCCGAUCAUCGUCUACCAAUCCUCAGAACUUCUCGCCAUCCUCCCAUCAGCCUGCAUCAUGGUCUGCCUCUCCUCGUAGAUUGUACACCAGUAUAAUAAACCAAGGAGUCGAUUCAUGGAGUCGCGAUCAAAUGGAAGACGAAGAAGACGAGGAAGAUGAAGACAUUGUUUAUGAUGAUGAUGAGGACGAGUUUGGGCUUCCCAGCAUUACUAGCAUGCGGAAGAAGCCGAAGCAGAAUGUCGACCCUCUCCCAUCCCGGAUUGUUGACCCAGGAGGUCGAAUUGGAGGCAGUGCCUCGGCCCUUAGUGUUGGUCUAGGGAACAAUCCUGCGAACGCUUUGAAUCUUAUUGACCAUGCUCCGCCCCCCAAGAGUGCAACUCCAAAAGAAAUGGACCAAUACUCGAGCCGCAUUUCGAGAAUCAACAAGUUUAAACGCCUUUUGCAGACAAGCACGGUUCCUUUAACAGAAUUAAGAAACCUGGCAUGGUCAGGAGUCCCCGAUGAAGUACGGGCAAUGACCUGGCAACUUCUCCUAGGCUAUCUCCCUACGAAUUGUGAACGACGUAUUUCGACUCUGGAAAGGAAGCGCAAGGAAUAUUUAGAUGGCGUUCGCCAGGCUUUCGAGCGCGGCAGCACCACAGGUGCUGGUAACCCUACUGCUUCGACAACAGGGCGUGGCAGAGGGCUGGACGAGGCAAUAUGGCAUCAAAUCAGUAUAGAUGUCCCUCGCACUUGUCCACAUAUUCAACUCUACGGCUAUGAGGCUACUCAACGCUCGCUAGAAAGGAUUCUUUAUGUUUGGGCCAUUCGACACCCAGCCAGCGGCUAUGUGCAAGGGAUCAAUGAUCUCGCCACGCCUUUUUGGCAAGUUUUCCUAGGUGUCUAUGUUACGGAUCUCAAUGUAGAAGAAGGGAUGGAUCCGGGUCAAUUGCCCAAGAGCGUGCUGGACGCGGUCGAAGCGGAUACAUUCUGGUGUCUUACGAAGCUCCUUGACGGCAUUCAGGACAAUUAUAUAUAUGCUCAGCCUGGUAUACACCGGCAGGUUAGAGCACUGCGUGAUUUAACUAUGCGCAUUGACGCUACUCUCGCGAAACAUUUGGAGAAUGAAGGUGUUGAAUUCAUGCAAUUUAGUUUCCGAUGGAUGAACUGCUUGCUCAUGCGUGAAAUGAGCGUCCAGAACACCAUACGCAUGUGGGAUACGUACAUGGCCGAGGAGCAGGGCUUUUCACGAUUUCACCUUUAUGUGUGUGCGGCCUUUCUAGUCAAAUGGUCGGACCAGUUGGUAAAGAUGGAUUUCCAGGAAGUCAUGAUGUUUUUGCAAGCCCUCCCAACCAAAGACUGGACGGAGCAAGAUAUUGAACUCCUGUUGAGCGAAGCAUUCAUUUGGCAAAGCCUGUUUCAAGACUCUCGGGCUCAUCUUCGUUCCACUGGUGACCCAUCCCCCGAUAAUGGGUUGCAGUGA
This is a messenger RNA of Aspergillus oryzae RIB40, 1563 nucleotides long. Its product is annotated as GTPase-activating protein GYP1. Gene Ontology annotation, molecular function: GTPase activator activity. The coding region runs from base 1 to 1563 and encodes 520 amino acids. The record is from RefSeq and is a predicted model, not a curated record. Gene Ontology annotation, cellular component: Golgi apparatus. Gene Ontology annotation, biological process: activation of GTPase activity. NCBI's taxonomy places the organism in Eukaryota, Fungi, Ascomycota, Eurotiomycetes, Eurotiales, Aspergillaceae. The transcript has 5 exons.